Messenger RNA from Myripristis murdjan (pinecone soldierfish), 7050 nucleotides. It is a transcript of the gene ago4, whose product is annotated as argonaute RISC component 4. The transcript is spliced from 19 exons. Bases 166 to 2805 code for a protein of 879 amino acids. Lineage: Eukaryota; Metazoa; Chordata; Actinopteri; Holocentriformes; Holocentridae. Gene Ontology annotation, molecular function: protein binding; RNA binding. The record is from RefSeq and is a predicted model, not a curated record.
CAGUCAGUCAGUCAGUCAGUCGACAACGCAUCGCUGGUCAUCCGCGCAUCUAUCUAUAUUCCCUUUCUUAAAUUAGCCACCUUCAGCUUCGCGAUACCGCCCCCAAUUUCAGUGUCGGUACGGAGCCGCCAGGCCGGGACAGAGACGGAGAGAGAGCCCUCGGCCAUGGAAGCGCUCGGACCCGGCCCGCCUGCCCCUUCCACUCUGUUCCAGCCUCCACGGCGUCCCGGCUUGGGCACAGUGGGGAAGCCCAUCCGCCUGCUGGCCAACCACUUCCAGGUGCAGAUUCCCAAGAUUGAUGUCUAUCACUAUGAUAUCGACAUCAAGCCUGAGAAACGGCCUCGGAGGGUCAACAGGGAGGUGGUGGACACCAUGGUGCGGCACUUCAAGAUGCAGAUCUUUGGUGACCGGCAGCCUGGCUACGACGGGAAGAGGAACAUGUACACAGCACAUCCGCUGCCGAUCGGGAGAGACAGGGUGGAUCUGGAGGUCACCCUGCCUGGCGAGGGGAAGGAUCAGACGUUCAAGGUGUCUCUGCAGUGGGUGUCUGUGGUCAGCCUGCAGAUGCUGCUCGAGGCCCUGUCCGGUCACCUUAACGAGGUCCCGGAGGACUCCGUUCAGGCCCUGGAUGUCAUCACACGGCACCUGCCUUCCAUGAGGUACACUCCAGUGGGGCGUUCGUUUUUCUCCCCGCCGGAGGGCUACUACCAUCCCCUGGGCGGGGGCAGGGAGGUGUGGUUCGGUUUCCAUCAGUCUGUCCGUCCUGCCAUGUGGAACAUGAUGCUCAACAUCGAUGUCUCAGCCACCGCUUUCUACCGUGCCCAACCUGUGAUCGAGUUCAUGUGUGAGGUGCUAGACAUACAGAACAUCAACGAGCAGACCAAACCGCUCACCGACUCCCAACGCGUCAAAUUCACCAAGGAGAUAAGAGGUUUGAAAGUUGAGGUCACACACUGUGGUCAGAUGAAGAGGAAGUAUCGCGUUUGCAAUGUCACACGUCGCCCUGCCAGCCACCAAACGUUCCCGUUGCAGCUUGAGAACGGCCAAGCGAUGGAGUGUACGGUAGCUCAGUAUUUCAAGCAGAAGUACAGCCUGCAGCUCAAGUAUCCACACCUCCCCUGUCUUCAAGUAGGGCAGGAACAGAAACACACCUACCUUCCUCUCGAGGUCUGUAACAUAGUGGCAGGCCAGCGCUGUAUCAAGAAACUGACAGACAACCAGACGUCCACCAUGAUCAAAGCUACCGCCCGCUCAGCCCCUGACAGACAGGAAGAGAUCAGCAGACUGGUCAAAAGCAACAGCAUGGUCGGGGGCCCAGACCCUUAUCUGAAGGAGUUUGGCAUUGUGGUGCACAACGACAUGACGGAGGUGACGGGGCGUGUCCUCCCAGCGCCCAUGCUGCAGUAUGGGGGCCGGGUGAGUACAGACACAGGGAGGGACUGUGGCAGGGGACUCUCUCCGCAGAACAAAACCGUGGCCACGCCCAACCAGGGCGUGUGGGACAUGAGAGGGAAGCAGUUCUACGCCGGCAUCGAGAUCAAGGUCUGGGCCGUGGCCUGCUUCGCCCCGCAGAAACAGUGUCGAGAGGACCUGCUCAAGAGCUUCACUGACCAGCUUCGAAAGAUCUCCAAGGACGCUGGGAUGCCCAUCCAGGGCCAGCCGUGUUUCUGUAAAUACGCCCAGGGAGCCGACAGCGUGGAGCCCAUGUUCAAACACCUCAAGAUGUCCUACGUAGGCCUGCAGCUCAUAGUCGUCAUCCUGCCCGGCAAAACGCCUGUUUAUGCUGAGGUGAAGCGAGUGGGCGACACCCUCCUCGGCAUGGCCACCCAGUGCGUCCAGGUGAAGAACGUGGUGAAGACGUCCCCUCAGACCCUGUCCAACCUCUGUCUCAAGAUCAACGCCAAGCUCGGGGGCAUCAAUAACGUCCUGGUGCCUCAUCAGAGGCCCUCUGUGUUCCAGCAGCCCGUCAUCUUCCUGGGUGCCGACGUCACACACCCUCCAGCCGGUGAUGGGAAGAAGCCGUCCAUCGCGGCGGUGGUGGGCAGCAUGGACGGCCACCCCAGCCGUUACUGCGCCACGGUGCGGGUCCAGACGUCCCGACAAGACCUGUCCCAGGAGCAGCUCUUCAGCCAGGAGGUCAUCCAGGACCUGACCAAUAUGGUGCGGGAGCUGCUCAUCCAGUUCUACAAGUCCACGCGCUUCAAGCCCACACGCAUCAUUUAUUACCGAGGGGGAGUGUCCGAGGGACAGAUGAAACAGGUUGCGUGGCCGGAGCUGAUUGCCAUCCGGAAAGCGUGUAUUAGUCUGGAGGAGGACUACAGGCCGGGCAUCACCUACAUUGUGGUCCAGAAACGCCACCACACACGCCUCUUCUGCUCCGACAAAGCUGAGCGGGUCGGGAAGAGCGGUAACGUCCCAGCUGGCACCACAGUGGACAGCACCAUCACACACCCUUCCGAGUUCGACUUCUACCUGUGCAGCCAUGCUGGGAUUCAGGGCACCAGUCGUCCCUCCCACUACCACGUCCUCUGGGACGACAACUGUUUCACGGCUGAUGAACUGCAGCUCCUCACCUACCAGCUGUGCCACACCUACGUCCGCUGCACGCGCUCCGUCUCCAUCCCAGCACCGGCCUACUACGCCAGGCUAGUGGCUUUCCGUGCCCGCUACCACCUGGUGGACAAAGACCACGACAGUGCGGAAGGCAGCCAUGUAUCGGGCCAGAGUAAUGGCCGGGACCCCCAGGCACUGGCCAAGGCAGUUCAGAUCCAUUAUGAUACCCAGCACACCAUGUACUUCGCCUGAGCUAGCCAGCACGCCUGCCAGCCAGCCAGCCAGCUGCUGACUCCUUUUCACUGUCUAUGUCUGUAUCUUUAUGCCAGUCUUUCUCUUCUCCUGUAUCUUUAUCUCUCCUUGUCGUCUGUCUCUCUUUCUCUUUCUCUUUCUCACACUCAAAUCAUUUUCUAAAUCUGUACCAAAGCGGCUCUAAACCAGGGGAAUCCGCCGCGUUCCACCGUCCAGCAAGUUUUUGUCGCGUGGGACAAACUCCAACCGGCGUUCCUGAUCAAGCCGCCUCUCUAACCAGCAAUCCAGCACUGAGAGACCCGAGGGUUUCCAAUGCACAAAAGAAAAACAACAACAACAAAAAAAACAAAAACAAACCAUAUACACACAUACAAGUUGAGCCAUUGUUUUGAGUUUGUUUUUGUUUUUUUUAAUUCCGAUUUGAAUGUCUGUACUCUUGUUUUUGUAAGAUACACUGAGCAAGGGAGUGGACUGGCACUCUCGGUGUCAGCGCAGCUCUUUAGCUCUCCCAGCUAAGCAGGACUCUUAUCUACUUUUACCUCAAAGCCCCUUUGGGCAAAAUCUGUCACAAGGUCUUGGGUUUUUUGGGUGGUGGGGAGGGAACUCUGCAUGAAAAGAGGUGUGGGGGAGUUGACCUUUUGAGAAUGAUAUAUAUACAUAUAUAUAUAUUUUUUUCCUUUUUAUGAGCGUGUGUUUUAACUUUUUCUCCUUUACGGUCUUUUACAAGCGAGGUGACCUGGGUGUCCAUGCCCAUUACUACUUUUCUUCCCAUCUUAGCAAAGAAUAAGUGCUCAAGUCUGUGCGGGUGCGUGUGUGUGUAUGUAUGUGUGUGCGUGCGUGCGUGCGUGUUUCUGUAUAUACAUUUACUGCUGUAUGUGUGUGGGGUGUGUGUUUGUGUGCGCAUAUGUCUUUUAUGGCAGGCCACUGAAUUGUAAAGGGAAAUCAAGGAGAUAACUGCUGUAAAUGCCUCAGAUUUGUUGUUUUUAUAUUCACACAUACAGUACAUAUAUAACAUAUAUUUACAUCUAUAGAGCAACUUUGUGACAUAUGACUUAUACAGGCCUCACGGAGGCUGGUGUGGGUAUUUGUAGCAGCCCUGGGUCACGUAUCACUUGAAAUUCUUCAUUUACUUUGACCUUGUGCUUUAACCUGCGAGCGGGCAGGACGGGUGGGACUCGCACUUUUUGGAGCCAGCUGCUCCUUCGUGCUUCACAAGAUCAACGAAUCCCACAAAGAGUAAGUGAAGGCGUUUCAAGCAGUGGGUGAUCCCAGGUCUGACGUGUAGCAGUAGUAACCGUGGUCUAGCCUGUGACUCUGGCUCGGCAUUGGGACCUGUUGAAUGGCUGAAGGCAUUAACCACAGACAGAGUAUCGGUUUAUUCGCCUUGCUGUCUCUGUGAAAAGCGGGAUCUUUUUUAAAAUCCUUGGACCUGAUUAUCUGAAAGGUUAUACAAUAACACUGCUGGACGUUGCAUGGAGUUGUUUUAAAGUUUUGUUUUUGAAGAAGGCGCUAGUAGCCUUUCUUUCUUUUUUCUUUUUUUUUUUUUUUUCUUUUCCAUUUUUAAGGGCCGGAAACAAACCUAGUUUUUUGAGGUCUCCUUUGCUAAUACUGGCCAAUUCAUUGCACUGACCCGGGACGCUAGGCAAGCAACAGAGGGCACUCUCAAUCUCUCGUACCUUUAUGCAUUUAUACAUAAGAAUCAACAAAGCAGAUUUGUAAGAGUUUAAUAUAAGAUGUUUUGUGGUUAUCUUAAAAACUGUUGUUUAGAAUUAGUAGUUUACCCUUGAUGUUGUUGUUCUUAUCGUUGUUGUUGUUAAUGUUGUUAGUAUUGUGAUGAAAUUUUAAGGCCGGCAGCAGAGCCAGUUGUGUAGUUAACUAGUAUGACUUCAGGAAUAGACUUAAGUUGUGGAGCUGCAGAUUAAGGGGUAGAGCUUAGGGUUGGAAAAUAUUUUGUAGCAUUCUGGCCAAUGGCGAGAGAAAGUAGGCCCUGGGAUGGAUGAAUUCACGCUCCGUUUGUAGUUUCUGACAGGGCUGUUUUGACGUAUCGUGUAGCACUCUGACUCGCGCUCCGGUGAAACAGAUUUUUUUUCACCGUGUGCGUGAAAUGAACUGGUAUGAGCUGUUUGGGAUCAGAUAGAUGGAGACAAUCAGGGAUUGAAAUCAGAGUGAACUUGGAUUUAAGAGUUGUUUUUAAAAGAGGUUCGCCAUAGGCAGUGAGUUGAAUUUUUAGGAGAAAAAAAAAAAGGUUUCUAUUACUGUUUGUGUGUAUUUGAACAAGUAUACCCAUCUAAAAAGUCUAUACUACUUAUGGUGUUUGUUUCAUAUUUUUAUGCAUUUUUAACACCGGAUUAAAUGAAUUGACUGUAAGCAGAAGCACUGCCCUUGGACCCCCCUGUGCUAAUACUUGGCAAGCUGUUGUCAUGUCAUCUCAGCAUCAGUGACUUUGGUGACGGUCGUACAUGUGAUGCCCCCCGGUGGUGUGAGUCAGUAAUGACGGUGACAAUGCGAGCGAGAGAGAGAGAGAGAGGGGUUAGAGAGGCCACGGGAUCGUCAGCGCACACGCCUCAACAGGAGGGACAGCUCAGUGAAAACCCUUUUGUAAUAAACCACCCGUAAAGCAGCAGGUUUGCUAUGAAUGAGUUUGGGCGCCUGCCUGUUGAUGGCGUGGGCUUUGGCACUGGACAGGGCCGGAGAGGCAGGAGACGGAGGGGGCUAGUUGGGGAUUUGGGAGGGUGUCGUCCAGGCAUUGCAUGCAAUAAGAUUUCUUCGUUCAAAAGGGGGCAGAUUUGUCUUUUCAAAAUGUGCACUAGUAUUACCGAGCCAGGUGGGCAGUGGUUGAAUAUUUUAUCUGGCAUCUCUACUGGGGGCGAUUAUGAUGCUUUAAAUUCCUCAAAAUACGUGAAAACGGCUAAACUGCAGGAUAUUCUCGCGAAGCGAUACACAGCAGGAUCAGCGAUCACUCCCUGUUUUUAACAUGGCAUUGCAAAGCAAUAUUAACCCAAAAUCUGGUUUUCAAACGUGGAAAAUCAAAGCUAUAAUUCUUCUCGUGGCUGUUGGUCUACUCUCGCUAUUGUGUCUCUGUACUUUUUUAUUUUUUAUUUUUUUUUUGCUUGUAUCAAUCAGUGGGAAUGUGCAUUCGGUGGAAUAGUUCCUUAGGCUCUGAGAACUUUUUUUUUUCCUUUUUUCUUUUUUUUUUAAAGUAACGUAGACUUUGCUCGCCUGCAUGCCAGAGUAUUGUCCUUUUAAAAAGAAGAAAAAAAAAAACUCUUUAGAAUCAUAUUUAUUAUGAGAGAAAAAAACAUAUAAAGUCUUUUUUGGGGUAAAUGUUUAUCAAUUUAGUGAGACUGUUUUUAGGCUAGCAAUAUUUCUCCAGUCUCUAAGAUGUAUUUUAAAGAUUCCUACACAAAUGUCAGUAAUUUGGGAGGUACAAGCUGUUAUGUGAGGUGAGGGGGGGCCCGGUCUUUGCGUCGUGUCCAAAUUCAAACGAGGUACUUUCUUCAAACGUGGACCCGUUAAAGGCCCACCCCCUCUCCUCCGGCCAGGCUAGCGCAGCGAGCGUUUGUUUUGUCUCCUCGUUCCUGGUUUGCGCCCAUGGCCACGCCUCUCGGGGCUCUCCUGUCUCCACGGCACCUCUGCUGACCGCCCGCAAACGCACUUCCUCUUUGUGAGGUGGUUUGGCGACACCACAUGGCGAAACCACGGAGCAGGAUUACCUCUUUUUAACCUUUAUAAAAAAAAAAAAAAGAAGAUCCGUAAUUCUUUCUGUGCCCCAAUAGAAAGAGAGCAUGAUUUAUUUUUAAAUUCCUCUCACUUUGAUAUAUUGUUAUAUCUUAACGGAUUUGUAAUUUGACAUUGUGUAUUGUGUAAUUUAAUUUUAUUAUUUUAUUUUAUUUUUUUUUGGUUCUAAUUUGGGGUUUGUUAUAGUUCUGCUCUUUGUUUUUUUUCUGCUAGUGGUCUCUGAGCUGUGUGUGAUUGUCCAAUAGCAAUAGAACCAUGGAAUUGGCUCGAUCUGAUUCUGUGAAUGGAAACAGAACCCUUUCUGACCUGUUGAGGGGGCGGGGCUCCUUCUGGCCCCGCCCACCAGGCUGCCCAAUCAUUUGCUGUUAUUGCUAUUAUGUGACAUGUUAAAUUACUUUUUUUGUUUAUUGUUUUUUUUUUGUUUUUGUUUUUUUGUUUUUUUUAGCCUGCAGGGAAUUACUUGUGUUAAUGUGCAAAGUAAUAAAUUGGUAUUUUAUGCCUAUAACA